Messenger RNA from Lichtheimia ornata, 1053 nucleotides. RefSeq lists its product as uncharacterized. Gene Ontology annotation, cellular component: membrane. The record is from RefSeq and is a predicted model, not a curated record. NCBI's taxonomy places the organism in Eukaryota, Fungi, Mucoromycota, Mucoromycetes, Mucorales, Lichtheimiaceae. The transcript is spliced from 7 exons. Gene Ontology annotation, molecular function: palmitoyl-(protein) hydrolase activity. The coding region runs from base 1 to 1053 and encodes 350 amino acids.
AUGAGUGACGAUUCUGCUUUACCAUUCAACGUACCAGGUUGGGUGUCGUAUCUCUUAUCCUUCACUGGUCUGGCAGGGUUGACAGGUGCCGCCUUACUCUACCUGUACCAAUGCGAGAUCAUCUACCCCAGUUCAUUUCCCGAAGGAUCGAGGACGCAGGUGGCAAAACCUUCGGAUUAUGGGAUGCAAUAUACCGAACAAGUUCUUACCACCAAGGAUAAUAUCAAACUGCACACCUACACUAUGGUACUUGAAAAUGAAGACGAAGCUCGUGCAGCAAACACGAUCCUUUACUUUCAUGCUAAUGCAGGCAACAUGGGCCAUCGUCUUCCUAUUGCAAGAAUCUUCCAUCAAAAAAUGAAGUGCAAUGUCGUUAUGCUGUCUUAUCGAGGUUAUGGUCAAAGUGAAGGCAAACCAAAUGAGAAGGGUAUUAGAAUCGAUGCUCAGACACUCUUGGAAUACGUGCAAUCGCAUCCUGUACUCAAGGACACUCGUCUCGUUGCUUAUGGACAAUCCAUUGGUGGUGCGGUAGCCAUUGACAUUGUAUCACAUAACGAGGAAGCAUUUUCUGGUCUUAUUAUCGAAAACACAUUUUUGAGCUUGCCAAAACUUGUACCCCAUGUCAUGCCUAUUCUACGCUAUGUGACCUUCCUCUGCCACCAGCAAUGGCCAUCUGAAGUCAACAUUCAACGAAUCGCCAAUGUGCCUAUUUUAUUCCUUUCAGGAAGCAAGGAUGAAUUGAUACCCCCAACGCAUAUGCGUAAAUUGUUCGAAUUGUGUGACACACGUGGCGCGAAGGAAUACGUCGAAUUGGCAAACGGCAUGCAUAAUGAUACUUGUAUCCAACCUGGCUAUUAUCCAGCCAUUGAAGAAUUCCUCAAGAAGAAGGUCUCAAGGGAAGAGCAUGUCGAGGAAAAGAAGAAGCAUGAAGAGGAAGAGGAAGAAGAGGAAAUCAAGCGUAUGUCGGUAGAGACUUGUCAACUCACUAGAGAAGAAAUUGCUGAAAAGUCGACCGAGAACUUCCUCGUAGAAGAGAUUGAAUUGGAAGAGUAA